Molecule: messenger RNA, 651 nt
Organism: Anisakis simplex (herring worm)
Lineage: Eukaryota; Metazoa; Nematoda; Chromadorea; Rhabditida; Anisakidae
Source: the annotation of a GenBank genome assembly
AUGCCGCCUAUUGCGAUUGCAGCAUGUUUCCUUUUCAACAAGCGAAUCGUGCCACAAGACGAUUAUUUCAGAUUGCGAAUGAUUGCUUUCGAAAAUAUACAUUCUGAUAAUUCGUUGCAGAAAGAAGGCUAUUGGAGUGAUGCAGUAAUGUCAUCGCCAACACCACCACCUGUACCUAAACAUCGUCAUCAAGUGGAGUCCGAAGAACUUUGCGCAUCGAUCACAAAUGAACUAGCAUUUAGCAGCACAGCCACGGAACCCGAAUUUAUUCGUCCAUUCCAGAAUGAAUAUACGGUGACUGAAGGCGAGAGAUUCAAAAUUGACUGCUUAAUGAUCGGUAAUCCAAGACCAAAAGUUCAUUGGUACUUCAACGAUCGCACUAUCAAUAUUAAUUCGUCAUUUUGCAAGUUCUCAAAUAUUGGUGAUACAUAUUCGAUCAUUUUCGAUCCGGUUAAACUCGAAAACGAUGGUUUCUAUAAGAUGUCUGCCGAGAAUGUUCGCGGCAAAACCGAAUCGCUAACCAUUCUCCAUGUAUUGCCCAGACCAACCAAGCCGCAACAAAUCGUCAAGAAACCAGUAACCACUGAGGUUCAAACAAAACUAUUCACUUGUGUUGUUGAAUUUUUCACUAACAAUAGGAUCUAUAAAUAG